GCUGGGAUCGCCACAGCGCAUGUCGUCAUUAUCGAAUUGUCAAGACUCGAGUAACUGGCCAAAUAGUUUUUGUGCAAAACGGAAAAACAAAAAUUGAAUCAAAAGCGAAGUAUACGAAAUAUCCGUGAAGCAAGCCAUAAAACCAUAUCCAUUAUCGACGUCGCAAGCCCCCGGAGUUUCGGCCCGAACAAUACGAAUACGUCCAUUCAGACCAAGCGGAUGACCGGCGUCAGGUGUGUGGGCGAUGUCGCAUUCCAUUCGUGGAGUUUAGCACCGCUACGGCGUUUCCGAGACGUACCAUCCCCCGUGCUCCAUCCCCGGAUAAUCUUACAAAACUACAGCAGGCGCAGCUCCAUGCUUUUUUGAUCUAUUGGAAUUUCUUGACGCCCAUAAUUAUUGACUCUGCACUCACCUACACAGCAGACGAUCAGACUUCCACCGUCACUGCGAAUACAAGUCUCCCAACGCCACUCUCUGCCCUCUGCCACCGCUGCUAGUCGAUCAACCUUCCCCCCCGCCAUCAUGGCAUUCCGAUUAACGAUCGAGGACGGACAGUUCCGUGAUAACCAUGGACGUCAGGUCGUCCUCCGCGGUAUUAACGUCGCCGGAGAGAUGAAGCUGCCUAGUAAUCCCGAUACACCAUCCCACAUCUCCGACAACUUCUUCGACGGCGACAACGUCAAGUUCCACGAGCGACCGUUCACAAAGGAAAAUGCCCCGACGCACUUUGCCCGCCUUAAACGAUAUGGCUUCAACACAAUCCGAUACCUGUUUACAUGGGAAGCCAUCGAAGCUGCUGGUCCUGGAAAAUAUGACGAAGAGUUCAUCCAGCAUACCAUUGAGAUUCUGAGAAUAGCAAAGUCCUACGGCUUCUACAUCUUCAUGGACCCCCAUCAGGAUGUAUGGUCGCGCUUUACCGGAGGUUCGGGUGCACCAAUGUGGACAAUCUACGCCUGCGGCCUCAACCCUCACAACUUUGCUGCCACAGAAGCUGCAAUUGUUCAAAACACAUACCACGAUCCGGAUUCAUUCCCUAAAAUGAUCUGGUCUACCAAUUACUUCCGCCUCGCAGCCGGUACGAUCUUUACACUCUUCUUUGCCGGCAAGGAUUUUGCACCCAAGUGCAUCAUCGAUGGUGUCAAUAUCCAAGAUUAUCUGCAAACACACUUCGUGAAUGCCUGCGCCCAUCUCGCCAAACGUAUCCACGAGGCUGGCGAUUUGGAAAAUGAGGUCGUUAUCGGAUGGGAAAGUAUGAAUGAGCCCAACCGUGGUAUGGUUGGAUAUCAAGACAUUACAGUUAUUCCCAAGGAGCACCCUCUGAAGAAAGGCACAUGUCCUACCAUGUGGCAGACUUUCUUGACCGGCAUGGGCAGAGCCUGCGAAAUCGAGACCUGGGAAAUGGGUGGUCUGGGCCCUUAUAAAACCGGAACAACAUUAAUCGAUCCUAAAGGCGAAAUCGCCUGGCUACCAGCUGACUACGAUGACACAAAGUAUGGCUGGAAGCGUGAUCCCCAGUGGAAGCUGGGAGAGUGUAUCUGGGCCCAGCAUGGUGUGUGGGAUAUGAAAGCUGAUGCAGUGCUAAAGAAAGAUUAUUUUGCUAAAAACCCGCGAACUGGCAAGACGAUUGACUAUCCCAACUUUACCGACACAUAUUUUAUGGACUUCUGGAGGCGGUAUAAAGACUCUUGCCGAAGCCACCACAAAGAUUGCAUCAUGCUCAUGCAGUAUCCCACAUUGGAGCUUCCUCCGCAGAUCAAAGGCACCAAAGACGACGACCCUCUCAUGGCCUUUACACCACAUUUUUAUGACGGCAUUACAUUAAUGACAAAACACUGGAAUAGCACUUGGAACGUCGAUGUUGUUGGUGUAUUGAGAGGGAAGUAUCUUCAUCCCGCCUUUGCCAUCAAAAUCGGCGAAACAGCUAUUAGAAACUGCCUGCGCGAGCAGUUGGCGACUUUGAGACAGGAAGGUAUUGACCGUACUGGUGUUCACCCUUGCUUAAUGACCGAAUUCGGCAUCCCAUACGAUAUGGAUGAUAAGAAAGCUUACAAGACUGGUAACUACGCCAGCCAAACCGCUGCACUUGACGCCAACUACUUUGCUGCUGAAGGUUCAGGUAUGGAGGGACACUGUCUCUGGGUAUACUGUGCCAUCAAUGAUCACGCAAGAGGCGACCAGUGGAACGGUGAAGACCUCUCGAUCUUCUCAAUUGACGACAAGCUACCUCCGACGCCAGCUUUGCCUAAGCAGCAUUCAAGCUCGUCUAAUCUGCUCAAGGUUAAUGCUUCUAUCGACGAAGGUAGCAUCACGCCGGGCAAUAUUCACCGAACUUUAACCAACCCGUCCAUCAGCUCUACACCUUCACUCAAAGACCCUGAACUCACAAACGCCCCGGGAUACCGCUCGGCCGAGGCAUUUAUCCGCCCAACAGCCACUGUAGUGGCAGGCAACACUAUUAGCGCAGGAUUCGAUAUGCGCAAGUGUGUAUAUAACCUGAAAGUUCGAGCAUCAAAGCCAGCUGCAGAGGAUGCCCCUACGAUUGUCAUUUUGCCUGAGUUUCACUUCCCCAAGGACAACUUUGAUGUUACAGUAUCUGCAGGCAAAUGGGAAGUCAGUUUUGACGAAGAAGAAGGUACAUCUCUGCAAAGAUUGCGAUGGUGGCACCCAGCAGGUGACAACGAGCUGUCUAUCAAGGGCGAGAUGAGGAAUCACAGCACUCUAGAGGGAACCGCUGAAGAUGCUGGCUACUUGGAACAAUGCCAGCAAGGUUACAAUAGCUGCACUGUUAUGUAGUUAGUGGCUGCUCGUUUCGCAACUGGUUUUGACGUUUCACAUCCAUAGUUUUGAGAAAGCAUACAUAAUACCCAGACAAUGUAUAUGUUUACAUCCGUUGGAACACAUGACUUGAGCAUACUUUGCAAAUAAGACAUGAAAAUUUAUUUGAUAAGGCAGUCUGAGAGGAUGCAGUAAAUAACUAUCAAACAGCUAUCUGAGCUGCAAUGUUGGCCAUCCACAAUAGGUAAUGAAGUGUGUUCUGCUGCAGCCACAGCGCUUAGACUGGUCUCUAAUUGGUGAGGUUGGGUACGACAGUGUGCUGACCGCUGGCACUGUCGGUUUUUGGUAAAUGCCGACAUUUAGACAGCAACAAAAGCUUCAAAGCUUGUUUGCAGCAAUGCAAAAGAUAUUUGAUAGCUUCGAGGAGUUGUUGGCAGUCCAAUAUGGAGACAAGACACCGUUUAUGCAUUGACGUUCGGCAUACCCGACCUCUUGUUUAUGCGCAGAACUUCCACGCCAUCUCCACUUUAGCCGGUAGCUUAGGACGGGUACGGUUGUAAACAAUGCUGUCGUGGCGAUGGCGAUUACAAGUGAAUGUGAGCCACAGAGGUAUGAGCGCACUGUUUUCCUGCGGGGUUUAAUG
This is a messenger RNA of [Torrubiella] hemipterigena, 3418 nucleotides long. The record is from the annotation of a GenBank genome assembly. NCBI's taxonomy places the organism in Eukaryota, Fungi, Ascomycota, Sordariomycetes, Hypocreales, Clavicipitaceae.